Messenger RNA from Mesitornis unicolor (brown roatelo), 1507 nucleotides. It is a transcript of the gene PIP5K1A, whose product is annotated as phosphatidylinositol-4-phosphate 5-kinase, type I, alpha. Gene Ontology annotation, molecular function: phosphatidylinositol kinase activity. The transcript is spliced from 12 exons. The annotation marks the transcript as partial. Gene Ontology annotation, biological process: phosphatidylinositol metabolic process. The record is from RefSeq and is a predicted model, not a curated record. NCBI's taxonomy places the organism in Eukaryota, Metazoa, Chordata, Aves, Mesitornithiformes, Mesitornithidae.
CAUCUACUUUCAAGAAAUCGCUCACCCCUGAGAUGCCAGGUUCUUCUGGGCAACCGGGCUCACAGACGAUAAAGAAAGGGCACAGAGGAGUGGACUCCACGGGCGAGACCACCUAUAAAAAGACGACAUCAUCUGCCUUGAAAGGUGCCAUUCAGCUGGGCAUCACACACACGGUGGGAAGCCUGAGCACCAAACCUGAAAGAGAUGUUCUCAUGCAAGAUUUCUACGUAGUAGAAAGUAUUUUCUUCCCAAGUGAAGGGAGUAACCUGACGCCAGCUCAUCACUACAACGACUUUAGGUUCAAAACCUACGCUCCAGUGGCCUUUCGCUAUUUCCGGGAGCUCUUUGGGAUCCGACCAGACGAUUACCUGUACUCGCUGUGCAAUGAGCCACUCAUUGAACUUUCAAACUCCGGGGCCAGCGGCUCGCUCUUCUACGUAUCCAGCGAUGAUGAGUUUAUCAUCAAAACGGGUCAGCACAAAGAGGCUGAGUUCUUACAGAAGCUGCUGCCUGGCUACUACAUGAAUUUGAACCAGAACCCAAGAACGUUGCUGCCAAAGUUUUACGGCUUGUACUGUGUCCAGGCCGGAGGCAAAAACAUCCGCAUCGUCGUGAUGAACAACCUACUGCCACGCUCGGUCAAAAUGCACCUGAAAUACGACCUGAAGGGCUCCACCUACAAACGCCGAGCGUCCCAGAAGGAGCGGGAGAAGGUCUUCCCAACAUACAAGGACUUGGAUUUUAUGCAAGACAUCCCUGACGGCCUCUUCUUGGACUCUGACAUGUAUAACGCUCUGUGCAAAACGUUACAGAGAGAUUGUUUGGUCCUGCAGAGCUUUAAAAUCAUGGACUACAGUUUGCUUGUUGCAAUCCACAACAUCGACCUGGCACAGCGGGAGCACGCGAUGGCAGACGGGACGUCCCAGGCCGACACGCGGCGGCCCGCUGCCCAGAAGGCCCUCUACUCAACAGCCAUGGAGUCCAUCCAGGGAGAGGCCCGGCGAGGGGGCACCAUAGAAACAGACGACCAGCUGGGAGGCAUUCACGCCAAGGGGGAGAGGCUGCUGCUCUACAUCGGCAUCAUCGACGUGCUGCAGUCCUACAGAUUUGUCAAGAAGCUGGAGCACUCUUGGAAAGCCCUUGUACACGAUGGGGACACCGUGUCUGUGCACAGACCCAGCUUCUACGCCGAGAGGUUCCAGCGGUUCAUGUGCAACACGGCGUUCAAGAAAAUACCACUAAAGCCAUCCCCUUCCAAGAAGAGCCGGUCUGGCACCGCGGUGCCUCGGCGGAGCUGUCAAGGAGGACUCCCUUCCCAGUCACACAUGUUGUGCGAGACAAAAGCACAAGUAACGACAGAGGCGGAUGUAGAGCAAGGUUCCCACCUUGGUCGCCCAGAUCUCCUGCCCCGGACCCUGCCGGUGGAUGAAGCCAACAGCGACUCCAUCGCAACAACCCUGUCCACUUCUUCCUUGGGCAGCGGUGGCCUCAACUCGCCCGCAAACAG